CCUAAUUUAAGCCUCAGAAAAAUAUUAAAUUGAACUGUGUUUGUCAAUCACAUGAAAAAACAUACUUAAGGUUGCACACUUCAACUCCUCGCCAGUUGCAUCUCCAUCCAACAUGGCUGGACGUAGCGGGUAUGAUGAUCCAGAACCUUGGGACCAUGGAGGUGGUGGACGGUCAAGAGGCCGACCUUCUCGUCCCCUACCCAACGAAGCCCCUUUCACUGCAUUUGUUGGGAAUCUACCAAAUGGCGUUGUUCAAGGGGAUGUUCCAAUGAUUUUCAAAGGUUUGAAUGUGAAAAGUGUUCGGCUUGUUCGUGACAAGGAGACAGAUGCAUUCAAGGGCUUCUGUUAUGUUGAAUUUGAAACAAGAGAGGAUUUGGAAAGGGCACUGGAGUACAAUCAAGCAGUUGCCAUUGAGGGAUCACUCAUUCGAGUAGAUGUCGCAGAAGGAAAAAGGAGUGACCGUGGUGGUGGAUUUGGUGGUCGAGGUGGUAGAGGAGGAGGAGGCGGAGGAGGUUUUAAUGAUAGAGGCCCAAGAGGAGGAGAUCGUGGGCCGCCUCCACGGGGUGGUGGACCAGGUGGCCCUGGAGGUCCCGGAGGUCCCGGAGGUCCCCCAGAUCGGUACCCAGACUCACGCGGAAACCGAGGCAUGUAUGGCCAUGAUGAAGGCCGAGGUGGAGACUGGAACAGAGGUGGUGGAGGUGGCAGACGUGACCGCGAUGGUCCUGGUGGUUUUGGUGGUGGGCGAGAUGGAGGCAGAGAUGGAGGCAGGGAUGAGAGAGGAGCAUAUGGGCCGCCACGAGACAGGGAAAGGGAUCGCAGGCCAUUUGAAGAAUUCAAGGAACCAGAGCCAAGUGCUGAUGGCAAACAAAGACCCAGGCUGAAGCUGGCACCUCGAUCAGUUCAAGCUCCAGUAAAUGCGUUGGCUGAAACCUUACAAAGUGCUUCUAUCUUUGGAGGUGCAAAACCACGGGAGGAAAAGGUGGAUGCAGCUGCUGCUGCCCCUAAAGCAGAAGAAGAGCCUUAAAAUGGACUAAAUGUUUAAGCCUUCCACGUUUGUGAAAUAUUCAGACUUGACUUUGGUAUGGCAAGAGAGCAUGGGUGGAGAAGACAAGGCGAGCCAUCUUGUGAUGAUCUCAAACUUCCUAGAUCGUCGUUCAACACAGCUUACUGACCUGUGCAGUAAAUAGUGAGAUAUGGACUAUCUUUAUAUUUAGUAACUCUUUUUAUGAAUAAUUUAAAACGUUAAUGAAAAAUUCUUAUUGUCAUUGCCUGUUGGCAUUCUUUCUGUGCAUAAAUGUUUUCACUUGUCAAUAAUGCAAGUAUUAGUCCCAAACGUUACAUUGCUAUACAAUUUUUGUGUUACAUUAUAAGAACAAGUUCGUUUUGUUCUUACUAAUCUGCUCUUUACUUUGAUUUUGUGGUUGUGUUGUUGAGGGCUGUGGCAGGCUGUGGGAUAAGAGCUGGGCUCUCUGCUCUGUGCUCUUCCAUGUAAACUCAUUUUUGCAUUUUAUGAAGCUUUGAUGUAGAAGUGUUACAUCAUAUGAAAUGAUUACUCAGAUUUUUUUGUAAUUUAGUUGGACUUAAAAACACACUAUCAGUAAUGAAUAUGCCAAGAGUUUUGCUCUGACUUUUUGUGCUAUGCAUUCCCGAGUUGUGAGAAACUCUUUUAUUGUCAUGGUUAUUUUGUUUCUUAAAACUGAGGUCCACUUUACCACCUUUAGCAGUUUGUGCCUUCUUUGCAAAUCAUGUUUUUAAUGUCAAUUAGAUCCAAACUGGUUGUUAUUAAUUAAUCAUGCCCAUUUAAACUGAAUUGUAUAGUUUGUCUUUCUCAUUCUUAACUUGUCAUUCUCAAUAGGAUGUAAUUGUUGUUUUUGUUCUCACUUGUUUUACCUUCUCUUUUUGUUUUGAACGCUAGAAACAACACCUGAUGAAAUGGUUUUGUGUGAUUGUAAAAUACAUGUUCAUGCUAGGUACAAUUUGAAAACCUGUUACUAAUUAAUAAACUUAAGUCUGAUAGACUUGAUCAGACUUAAAAACCUCAA
Molecule: messenger RNA, 2042 nt
Organism: Frankliniella occidentalis (western flower thrips)
Lineage: Eukaryota; Metazoa; Arthropoda; Insecta; Thysanoptera; Thripidae
Product: eukaryotic translation initiation factor 4H
Exons: 6
Coding region: 113-1024 (303 amino acids)
Molecular function (GO): RNA binding
Source: RefSeq, a predicted model, not a curated record